AAAGGGGGCGCCCGCGGAAAGGUGGUGUUUCUCUGAGAUGAAAUAUGUAAAACCUUUCGUUUCAGGUUUAAUGAGAUGAUCUCUAUCAUCUAGCCGAGCUAAACAAAUGCAAAUGGUGAGAUUCCCAAGACAGAGAAUUUAAGGAAAACAAAAUCAUCAAAAUCAUCAAAAGAAAAAGCGCUGAUUAGCCCUAGUGAUCAGGUGCAAAGGACAUUACUUAGUAUUCUGCACAAAGAACAAAGGAUUCCUGAGAGUGUGAAGCAAGGAGAGAUGGGACAGGAGAGAGAAAAGUAAAUCCCAUGGAAUUAUAGUUGGUCCUACUCUGCAAUGUCUGUAUCUGAAAUCCCACAUGAAAACAGACAAAAUGGAGGAGAAAAGAGAUACCUGAAAGCCAACCACGAGCAAGUCAGUGUGUUUUUUGAAUAUCCGAAUAAUACCAUCAAGACCUCAAAAUAUAAUGCUUUUAACUUCCUGCCCCUGAACCUAUUUGAACAGUUCCAGAGACUUGCAAAUGCUUACUUCCUCAUUUUGCUAUUCCUACAGCUGAUUCCCCAGAUCUCUUCCUUGCCAUGGUACACAACUGUGAUACCACUCGUGGUGGUGCUGUCCAUAACAGGCGUGAAAGACGCCAUCGACGACAUGAAAAGGCACCAAAAUGAUAAUCAAGUCAACAACCGUUCUGUCCUAAGGCUGGUGAAAGGCAGGAUGGAGGAAGACAAGUGGAUGAAUGUCCAAGUGGGAGAUAUAAUAAAACUAGAAAAUGAUCAGCCUGUUACGGCAGAUAUGCUAUUACUCUCUAGCAGUGAGCCAUACAGUCUGGCAUACGUAGAAACAGCAGACCUGGAUGGGGAAACCAACCUGAAAGUGAAGCAGGCCAUCACAUGCACCAGUGACAUGAAAGAUAACCUGGACUUGCUGUCUGCUUUUGAUGGAGAAGUGAGCUGCGAGCUUCCCAAUAACAAGCUGCACAGAUUCACAGGAAUCCUGAGCUAUAAGGGGAAGGACUACUUCCUGGACCAUGACAAGCUGCUGCUGCGAGGCUGCGUCAUUAGGAAUACAGAUUGGUGCUAUGGCUUGGUGAUUUAUACAGGGCCUGACACCAAAUUAAUGCAGAACAGUGGAAAGUAUACCUUUAAACAGACACACGUAGACCGGCUCAUGAAUAUCCUUGUGCUCUGGAUUUUCCUGUUUUUAAUCGUCAUGUGUCUUAUGCUAGCAAUUGGGCAUGGCAUUUGGGAGAACAAGAUUGGCUACUACUUCCAGAUUUUUCUGCCAUGGGAAAAUUAUGUCUCUUCAUCAUUUGUCUCUUCUCUCUUCAUUUUCUGGUCCUACUUCAUUGUUCUCAACACCAUGGUGCCCAUUUCCCUCUACGUCAGUGUUGAACUAAUAAGACUGGGCAACAGUUACUAUAUCAACUGGGAUCAGAAGAUGUUUUAUGCACCAAAGAACACUCCAGCACAGGCUCGCACCACUACCCUUAAUGAGGAACUUGGACAGGUUAAAUAUGUUUUCUCCGACAAAACAGGGACCUUGACUCAGAACAUCAUGAUUUUCCACAAGUGUUCUAUUAAUGGGACUCUCUAUGGUGAUGUGAUUGACAAGACCGGAGAGAAGGUAGCAGUCUCAGAGAAAGACAAGAUCGACUUUGCCUACAACAAACUGGCUGAUCCUAAGUUUUCAUUUUAUGACAAGACUUUGGUGGAAGCGGUGACAAAGGGAGAUCCCUGGGUACACUUGUUUUUCCUGUCACUCUCAUUGUGUCAUACGGUGAUGUCAGAGGAGAAAGUAGAAGGUGAGCUUGUGUACCAGGCUCAGUCCCCCGACGAAGGCGCCCUGGUCACUGCUGCCAGGAACUUUGGCUUUGUGUUCCGUUCCCGCACCUCUGAGACAAUCACGGUGGUAGAAAUGGGGGAAACAAGAGUCUACCAGCUGCUGGCGAUUUUGGACUUCAACAAUGUGCGCAAGAGGAUGUCUGUUAUUGUGCGGACGCCUGAAAAUCGGGUAAUGUUGUUCUGCAAGGGCGCAGACACCAUCAUCUGUGAGCUGCUUCAUCCAGCCUGUAUUUCCCUCUGUGAUGUGACCCUGGAACACUUAGAUGAUUUUGCCAGUGAAGGGCUCCGCACACUCAUGGUGGCCUACCGCGAACUGGACAACAAGUUCUUCCGGACCUGGAGCGUGAAGCACGGUGAAGCCUGUCUGUCUUUGGAUAAUCGGGAAAAAAAAUUAUCAAUUGUCUAUGAAGAGGUUGAAAAGGACUUGAUGCUGUUAGGGGCCACAGCCAUCGAGGACAAGCUGCAAGAUGGAGUCCCUGAGACAGUCAUGACCCUGAGCAAAGCCAAAAUUAAAAUAUGGGUUUUAACUGGAGAUAAGCAAGAAACUGCGGUAAACAUUGCCUACUCCUGUAAUAUAUUCGAAGACGAAAUGGACGAGGUGUUCACCGUGAAAGGCAAGGACAGUGAGACUGUUCGUCAAGAACUCAGGAAAGCAAGGAGCAAGAUGAAACCCGAUUCUCUCCUGGACUCAGACCCAGUGAACAUUUUCCUCGCCAAGAAGCACAAAGCACUCUUCACAAUGCCUGAAGAGGUGCCCAAUGGCAGCUACGGUUUGGUCAUCAAUGGCUACAGUCUGGCCCACGCUCUAGAAGGGGACGUGGAGUUGGAACUGCUGCGAGUGGCGUGCAUGUGCAAAGGGGUGAUCUGCUGCCGGAUGACACCCCUUCAGAAGGCCCAGGUGGUAGAGCUGGUGAAGAGGUACAAGAAGGUGGUGACACUGGCCAUCGGGGAUGGGGCCAAUGACGUCAGCAUGAUCAAAGCUGCCCACAUCGGCGUCGGCAUCAGCGGCCAGGAGGGGAUGCAGGCCAUGCUCAACAGCGACUUCGCCUUCUCCCAGUUCUACUACCUCCAGCGUCUCAUCUUGGUGCACGGCCGCUGGUCUUACAAUCGCAUGUGCAAGUUUCUCAGCUACUUCUUUUACAAGAACUUUGCCUUCACCCUGGUCCACUUCUGGUACGCCUUCUUCAACGGGUUCUCUGCACAGACAGUUUACGACAACUGGUUCAUCACCUGCUACAACCUGAUCUACACGUCCCUCCCCGUCCUGGGCAUGAGUCUGUUUGAUCAGGAUGUGAAUGAUACGUGGAGCCUAUGUUUCCCAGAGUUGUAUGAGCCAGGCCAGCUCAACCUCUAUUUCAACAAGAAAGAAUUUAUGAAGUGUUUGAUACAUGGGAUCUACAGUUCCCUCGUGCUGUUUUUCAUCCCCAUGGGUGCCGUUUACAACUCUGAGCGCAGUGAUGGGAAGGAAAUCUCCGACUACCAGUCCUUCUCCUUGAUAGUGCAGACCUCCUUGAUCUGGGUGGUCACAACACAGAUUGCCCUGAAGAUAACCUACUGGACAGUGAUAAGCCACUUCUUCAUCUGGGGUAGCCUGGGCAUCUACUUUUGCCUCUUAUUCCUCCUGUAUAGUGACGGGUUGUGCCAGAUGUUCCCCAACGUCUUCCAAUUCCCAGGUGUGGCCAGGAACACUUUGAACCAGCCGCAGAUGUGGCUGAGCAUUGUCCUCAUCGUGGUGCUCUGCAUGCUGCCUGUGAUUGGGUACCAGUUCCUCAAGCCUCUCUUCUGGCCUGUCAGCGUGGACAAGAUUCUUAAGAGGAUUCAUUAUUGCAUGAAACAUCCACUGCCGCCUCCAAUCCGGCCCAGACGGAGACGCCCAGGCCUUCGACGUUCUGCCUAUGCGUUUUCCCACCAGCAUGGCUUUGGGGCCCUCAUCACUUCUGGCAAGACGGUGAAGUCCAAGGCACUCAAGAAAAACAGCUUUCCUGCCAAAAAGUAGAGGUCCUCAAGGAAACCCCGACGCAGCCAGCUACUGCUCUUCUUCCCUUGUGUUCAUGCAAUUUAAUAAGGAGGGCGUAGAGUCCCAGGGAAGCCCACAUAAACCUGCUCCUUCACGCGCUACAGGGGCUCAGCCUGUCCAUUCUCUGGAAGGCUGUGCCAAGGUAGAGCAGAGACGGGAAGGAAAGAGCCCCCAGAGAUCUGCCAGGGUCGCAGCAUUUCAAGAAAAAGCAGCCUCCCGCCUCUCUUCCACCAUCCCCUCCAACCUUUGAUCCAGAUAAGCAAAUGUGGAACUAGGGAGAAAAGAGGGGCGGUGUCGGGAGGGAAACAGAAGAUAGGACCUAAGAAUGUGACUUUGGGUCCCAUACCUGGAGCGAUCAUAGAUGUGACAUAGUCCUACCCAGGCACCCUUGUCAGGCUUAUCUGGAGAUUAAGUCUUUGGCUGGUACUGGGAGGGAGGAGGGGCAGCAGGAAGGGCAGCUGUGAAGACUGAGUCUUAAGAAGCUGAAGGACAUUUUCUAGAUCAAAAAAAAAAAAAAAAUUGGAAGCCUGGAUAGGACAGCUCCAGGUCUUGUCUCCCCCCAACCCCCGCCGCGCCUUUUGACCCCUUUGACCCCAGACCUGAUACUGUCCCAGGAAGCCCAGGAGGGGGAUCAUGCAGGGGAUUUUUAAAAGAUCUUUUCCUGAGGCGAUGGGAGCCAUAAUCGGGGGACAUUUGUUGUCAUUCCAUAAAAUGAUUUUGAAAAGAAAUUGUAUGUACUUGGAAAAUUAUUUAUGAAAGGUUUAUGAUGCAAUAAAUGGCUUAUUUUGGAGUGGA
Messenger RNA from Oryctolagus cuniculus (rabbit), 4644 nucleotides. NCBI's taxonomy places the organism in Eukaryota, Metazoa, Chordata, Mammalia, Lagomorpha, Leporidae. The record is from RefSeq and is a predicted model, not a curated record.